AUGGACUUCUUCAUGUUAAACUCUUCAACAGUCAGUGUCAGGACUCGUCUCCUCGUCUCCUCGCUCCUCUCCUCACACGUUCGGUCUCCUCCUCGUCUCCUCCGUCCUCACCUCCUUCUGUCUCCUUUCUCUUUGUCUUCUGCCCUGUCUCCUUCUCUCCUCGUCUCCUCGUCUCCUCCUGUCCUCGUCUCCUCCUCUCUCGUCUUUUCUCUCUUCUCUUCUCCUUCUCUUCCUUUUCUCCUCGUCGGAGUCGCUCGGAUGUCGUCCCGGUGCCCGCGCUGCGACAAAACCGUGUAUUUCGCGGAGAAGGUCUCGUCUCUGGGGAAGGACUGGCACAAGUUCUGUCUGAAAUGUGAACGCUGCAACAAAACCCUGAACCCAGGAGGACACGCUGAGCACGAUGGACGUCCGUUCUGUCACAAACCGUGUUACGCCGCCAUGUUUGGGCCCAAAGGAGUGAACAUCGGGGGGGCGGGAUCGUACGUUUACGAAGCUCCAGCCAACGACUCUGCUGUUACCACGGAGACGGAGAGUAAACAAGACGAGGAGAAGAAAACGAAAGAGAGAGGACCAGUGAAGGCUGCCAGUUUCUCCUCGUUCUCUGGACCAAAUGUGUGUCCACGCUGCAACAAGACCGUCUACUUUGCCGAGAAAGUGUCGUCGCUCGGGAGGAACUGGCACCGUCCCUGCCUGACGUGUGAGCGCUGCGGCAAGACGCUGACGCCCGGAGGACACGCCGAGCACGAUGAGCGGCCGUACUGUCACAAACCGUGUUACGCCCUCAUGUUCGGGCCCAGAGGAGUGAACACGGGCGGAGUCGAGAGCUACAUCUACAACGACCCCCAGACCGGACCAGGACUGAACCAGGACUAAACCAGGACUAAACCAGGACUGAACCAGGACUGAACCAGGACUAAACCAGGACUAAACCAGGACUGAACCAGGACUAAACCAGGACUAAACCAGGACUAAACCAGGACUAAACCAGGACUAAACCAGGACUAAACCAGGACUGAACCAGGACUAAAC
Boleophthalmus pectinirostris (great blue-spotted mudskipper) is the source of this 1029-nucleotide messenger RNA. Its product is annotated as cysteine-rich protein 2-like. The transcript has 9 exons. Bases 1 to 873 code for a protein of 290 amino acids. NCBI's taxonomy places the organism in Eukaryota, Metazoa, Chordata, Actinopteri, Gobiiformes, Gobiidae. The record is from RefSeq and is a predicted model, not a curated record.